AGGGGGAGAAACACCAUGGAGCCUACUUCUCCCCAGGAUGAUGUGAAGAAGAGGCAACAGAAGGACAAGUCCAAGAAGCCGGUACCGCCAGCAGCUCCCCGGCCAGCCAGGGCUCUGUUGUGCUUAACCCUGGAAAACCCACUGCGGAAGGCGUGCAUCAGCAUCGUGGAGUGGAAACCCUUCGAGAUCAUCAUCCUCCUGACCAUCUUUGCCAACUGUGUUGCACUGGCCAUCUACCUGCCAAUGCCUGAGGACGACACCAACGUUGCCAACUCCAGCCUGGAGAAGAUCGAAUACGCCUUCCUGAUCUUCUUUGCCAUUGAGGCAAUGCUCAAGAUAAUUGCCUACGGGUUUCUUUUCCACACGGAUGCCUAUCUCCGAAACGGCUGGAACGUGCUCGACUUCUCCAUCGUGUCCCUGGGGCUUAUCACCAUGACCUUGGAGCAGGUCAAUGCGAAGCAGGGAGGGACUUCAGGGGGAAAAGGCGGCUUUGACGUGAAGGCCCUGCGAGCGUUUCGUGUGCUGAGACCCCUGCGCCUGGUGUCCGGAGUGCCGAGCCUUCAGGUCGUCCUGAACUCCAUCAUCAAGGCCAUGGUGCCCCUGCUCCACAUCGCCCUGCUGGUCCUCUUCAUGAUCAUCAUCUAUGCCAUAGUUGGGCAAGAGCUCUUCAAGGGCAAGAUGCACAAGACCUGCUACUAUCUCGGGACAGAUGUGAUUGCCACGGUGGCAUCAGAGAAGCCAGCCCCAUGCACCAGCUCUGGCCACGGGCGACACUGCACCAUCAAUGGCACUGAAUGCCGAAGCGGCUGGCCGGGGCCCAACGACGGCAUUACUCACUUCGACAACUUCGGCUUUGCCAUGCUGACUGUCUAUCAGUGCAUCACCAUGGAGGGCUGGACCGAAGUCCUCUACUGGGUGAAUGAUGCCAUUGGGAAUGAAUGGCCCUGGAUCUACUUUGUCAGCCUUAUCUUGCUUGGCUCCUUCUUCGUCCUCAACCUGGUGCUGGGGGUGCUCAGUGGCGAGUUCACCAAAGAGCGUGAGAAGGCCAAGUCACGGGGCACGUUUCAGAAGCUGAGGGAGAAGCAGCAGCUGGAGGAGGAUCUGAAGGGCUACAUGGACUGGAUCACCCACGCGGAGGUCAUGGACAGUGACCGGACCAGGGGAGAAGGUAUGAUGCCAUCGGAUGAAGGAGGGUCAGAGACGGAGAGCUUGUAUGAAAUUGAAGGCAUGAACAAGUGGAUUCUCUACUUCCGUCAGUGGAGGCGUUGGAACCGAAUGUUUCGUAGGAAGUGCAGGGACGUGGUGAAGUCCAAGUUCUUCUACUGGCUUGUCAUCCUGCUGGUGGCCCUGAACACCCUCUCCAUCGCUUCUGAGCACCACUUCCAGCCAGAAUGGCUGACACGGGUGCAAGACAAUGCCAACUGGGUGCUGCUAGCACUCUUUGUGGCUGAGAUGCUGCUGAAGAUGUACGCACUGGGCCUGCGCCAGUACUUCAUGUCGCUCUUCAACCGCUUCGACUGCUUUGUGGUGUGCGCGGGGAUCUUGGAGGCCAUCCUGGUGGAGCUCGGCAGCCUGUCACCCCUGGGCAUCUCCGUGCUGCGUUGCAUCCGUCUCCUCCGCAUCUUCAAGAUCACCAGGUAUUGGACGUCCCUGAGCAACCUGGUGGCCUCCCUGCUCAACUCAGUCCGCUCCAUUGCCUCGCUGCUCCUCCUCCUCUUCCUCUUCAUCAUUGUCUUUGCACUGCUGGGCAUGCAGCUUUUUGGGGGCAAGUUUGACUUUGAGGACAUGGAAGUGCGGCGCAGCACGUUCGACAACUUCCCCCAGGCCCUCAUCAGUGUGUUCCAGAUCCUGACUGGAGAGGACUGGAAUUCAAUCAUGUACGAUGGGAUCAUGGCCUACGGGGGCCCAUCCUUUCCCGGCAUGCUGGUCUGCAUCUACUUUAUCAUCCUCUUUGUUUGUGGGAACUAUAUCCUCCUCAAUGUCUUCCUGGCCAUUGCAGUUGAUAACCUGGCUGAGGCCGAGAGCCUGACCUUAGCCCAGAAGGCCAAAGCAGAGGAACGCAAGCGGCGGAAGAUGUCCAGAGGUUACCCAGAGAAAUCUGAAGAUGACAAGCAGAUGCUGGCAAAGAAGCUUGAGCAGAAAAUGAAGGGAGAAGGGAUUCCCACAACAGCCAAGUUGAAAGUGGACGAAUUUGAAUCCAAUGUCAAUGAGAUCAAAGACCCCUACCCUUCUGCAGACUUCCCAGGUGAUGAUGAGGAAGAUGAGCCUGAAAUCCCCCUGAGUCCUCGGCCACGUCCACUCGCAGAACUACAGCUGAAAGAGAAGGCCGUGCCCAUGCCUGAAGCCAGCUCCUUCUUCAUCUUCAGCCCAACCAAUAAGUUUCGGAUGCUGUGCCACAGAAUUGUCAAUGCCACCUGGUUCACCAACUUCAUUCUGCUCUUCAUUCUGCUCAGCAGCAUCUCGCUGGCAGCUGAGGAUCCCAUCCGGGCCGAGUCCUUCCGCAACCAGAUUCUUGGAUACUUUGACAUUGGUUUCACCUCUGUCUUCACAGUUGAAAAAAUCUUGAAGAUGACAGCCUAUGGUGCUUUCCUGCACAAAGGCUCCUUCUGCAGGAACUCUUUCAAUAUCCUCGAUUUGCUGGUGGUCGCUGUCUCCCUCAUCUCCAUGGGAAUCGAGUCCAGUGCCAUCUCAGUGGUGAAGAUUCUCCGGGUGCUGAGGGUACUGAGGCCUCUGCGAGCCAUUAACAGGGCAAAGGGGCUGAAGCACGUGGUCCAGUGCGUGUUCGUGGCCAUCAAGACUAUCGGUAACGUUGUGGUCGUCACAACGUUGCUGCAGUUCAUGUUUGCCUGCAUCGGGGUCCAGCUCUUCAAGGGCAAGUUCUAUAGAUGCACAGAUCCAUCCAAGGUGACGGAGAAGGAGUGCAGGGGUUAUUUCAUCAGCUACGUGGACGGGGACCCCACACAGACUGAGCUACAGAAGCGUGUCUGGUUGCACAGCAACUUCCACUUCGACAACGUCUUCUCAGCCAUGAUGUCGCUUUUCACUGUCUCCACCUUCGAGGGCUGGCCAGAGAACCCGUGCGUGGAGGUGGAGCUGGUGAUGGUCCCUUCCACCUCGGCUCCCUGCUCUGCCACGCAAGGGCCUGCCAAGUGGCGCAGCAAGGCCACAGGAAUUGCAAGGGCGGUCCUCAGCCUGGCUUGGCAUCUGGCAGGUGCCCUUGUCUCCCUGUGGAGACACCUGCUGAGCACACGCAUCUUUGCCAGGCAAAAGAUGGGCCCGCAGAGCAAGAGGUUCUUGAAAGUCGUCUUCCUGUGGCUCCCAGUGGCUCUGGCUGGUGCUUACUGCGCGACCUCGCUGCCGGUGUGGACAACGCAGGCAAAGGGACUGAUAGAGGAGCUGACACGCGUGUCGUCGGCAAACCUGAAGAUGCUGUGGAACUUGCCCGUUUUGGUGGCGGAGGAAACCCAAAAGACACGCUCUCUGCUGGAGGAGGUGGCUCAGCUGAGGGCACAGAUCCGCAGUUUGAAGGAAGCUCAGGAAGUGAACCAGGCAGCGUCCAAGAAGGCUUUGGGUGCCUACAUCGAGAUGUCUGACUGGGCCCUGGAAAGCUCUGGUGCCACCAUUGACACGCAGAGAACUUCCGAGACCUACGACUGCCAAGAGAAUUGGGGCUGCAGGGUUUUAUGGUUCUUCCGCGCUGCCAAGCCUCCUGAGACUAUUUUGCAGGCGGAUGUUUCCCCAGGAAACUGCUGGCCUUUCCAAGGGCAUCAGGGCCAGGUGGUCAUCAGGUUGCCAGCACGAGUCCAUCUGACUGCCAUAACUGUGCAGCACAUCUCCAAAGACGUGUCUCCAUCUGGGACCGUCCUCAGCGCCCCCAGAGACGUCGCUGUCUUUGGAGUGGAUGCGGACGGAGAAGAGGAAACUCUCCUUGGGACGUUCACGUACGACGUGGCAAAAGAGUCUAUUCAGACCUUCCCUCUGAAGAACGCGCCGCUUCCCAGAGCCUUUCCGUCUGUCAAACUGCUUGUGGAGAGCAACUGGGGAAACCCAGCGUACACCUGCAUUUAUCGAGUGCAGGUUCAUGGGAAGAUGGCGCAACCAGAGAGCCCCAGGUGAAACCAGAGAGGAAAAAAAGUCCAACAUGAGAAAGAAGAAGAAGGGGAGGAAGAACAAAUAAAUCUAAAAGAUGUGGCAAUUGA
Phalacrocorax carbo (great cormorant) is the source of this 4199-nucleotide messenger RNA. NCBI's taxonomy places the organism in Eukaryota, Metazoa, Chordata, Aves, Suliformes, Phalacrocoracidae. The record is from RefSeq and is a predicted model, not a curated record.